This is a messenger RNA of Eublepharis macularius, 1350 nucleotides long. Its product is annotated as protein FAM47E-like. Lineage: Eukaryota; Metazoa; Chordata; Lepidosauria; Squamata; Eublepharidae. The transcript has 8 exons. The record is from RefSeq and is a predicted model, not a curated record. The coding region runs from base 1 to 1350 and encodes 449 amino acids.
AUGAGCCCUGCGCCAUGGUAUAAGGCGAGACUGCCUUCUAAGUGUUUUCAAGAAUACAGCUGUAAAAAAGAGAGGUAUUCAGAUGCCCUCAAUAGCCAGCGGUGGAGAUUUUUGAAAAGUGGCUUGGAUGACUUCAGGAAUGGCUGCUGUCCACCUGCUGACAACAUCAUCAUCCGUGGCAAUAAGGGUCCCGUCCCCAUCAUUCUACGUUACAAAAAACCGGAUCCUUCACAGAUUGUACCAUGUAAGCCCUGGGAACUACGGACCAAAAGCGACAUCAGUUUUUCCAAGCUCAGCACAUCUCAGAAAGCCAAGAAGGAAUAUAUUGCACAGACUGAGCGCUGCUUGGCAGAACACCCGUUGGCGCUUUACCCUCAUUUGGAGGAAAGCGUGCCACCAGAGCUUUUUUGCGAUGUUGUGAAGCUACUUGACCCAGAGAUGCACCGGAGCAGAAUUUUACAAAACCGUCCCCAACCCAAAACGACUUUGCCAACCUUUCAAUAUCAGGUUCAAUCACACGGAUUAAAACCUGGAAUGAGGCAUAGCUCUGCUACCGAGUUCUGGAAGCCCAAAUACAAGAAUCCUUACAUGUGGCUUAGUAAAAAAGAGGUGGCUGCCAGAGAAGAGGCAGACAGAAUAGGCUAUGUUCCUCCCUUGGACGAGAAUGUAAAGCAAAUCACCAAGGACUUCUGUGACUGGGUCAAUACUAUGGGAGGUGAACAGUAUAACAUCGACGAAGCCACCCUCAUGAAACUGUUUGACACCAGGUACGAAACCAAAGCUGCCUCAUCAGCGCCCAUUAAAAUUGUGAAGCUGUAUCAAGUGCCAGCAGAACUGAAAGAGUGCCUGGGGAGACCUCCGUCCCCAUCAGCUUAUAAGAGCUCUCUCAAGACCUCUUCUGAGCCGAAACAAGAGAAGAUAAAAUACGGAGCAUGGUACCUGCAUCCCAAAACAUGGAAAAAACUAAAAGUGGAAGAAAAGCCAGCGGUCCCUGACAUUCUGCAAAACUUUUUGAAUUUAAGGAAGUAUGGCAAAAAGGUAGAGAAAAUUGAAGAAGAGGCAAAACCACUCCAUGGAAUAUAUGCCUUUGAUGAAUUCCUGGAGCUGAAAGGCUACAGGAAGCCUGCGUCUCACCCCGAGGGCCACAAUGCCCGAGCCUUUCCUCGGGACGCAGACGGGCUCCCCGCAGGCGCGGGCGCCGCCCGGGCCAGGCUCCUCCCAAGGCGGGCAGGUGCCUGGCUGGCUCGGGAGGGCCUUAUAAGGCUCCGGCGAGGGCGGGCCGCCUGGCAGCGGCUGGUCUCGGCGCUGGGCCGGCUGGACGCUUCUGCUCUCCGGCGGGCCAGCGAGUGA